Molecule: messenger RNA, 3788 nt
Organism: Gadus morhua (Atlantic cod)
Lineage: Eukaryota; Metazoa; Chordata; Actinopteri; Gadiformes; Gadidae
Exons: 3
Coding region: 660-1823 (387 amino acids)
Source: RefSeq, a predicted model, not a curated record
CUCAAAACUAACAAGACAUUGAUUUUUAUUUAAUGCUUUUUAAAUUCAGAUCUAGGCCUAUAUGGGCAUAUUUUGUAUUUAUAGGUAAUCCACUAUCAGGGUCACAUUGUUUGUUUUGUUAUUGUAUAUAUUUUUAUUCUCAAAUUAAGUGAGUUGUAACCACAACAGGUUUCAUUACUAAUAGCAGGACAGGGGUUUGUGUGGGUGCAUCAGUUGAUAGUGAUAGCUCUAUUUGACUGUUGUUGCUGGAUUUGUAAGUCAUUGAUUUGGAACUGUUAAAAGGCAGAGGUUUCCUUUUAUGGAAAAAAUAAUGCAAAUCCUUGGAACAUUAGGCUAUGACCAAUCAUAAUCUAGAAUUGAACAAUGCAUGGUAUCCUAAAAUGAAUAGACAAUUUAUAGAAUUAUGUGUUUUGUGUUAUGUUCUUCCUGGCUUCUCAUGAGAUACCGCCCCCCCCUCACUACUCAAGAGUUUCCUUUACGGUGAAACAGAAAGUGAAACUUAAAAUUUACAGCAUAACAGAUCAGGACCGCGAGGUCAGGCAACGGCAGAAACGAUUCCACACCAAUACGGAGCAGACGCCUAACGGCGCAUUGAUUUGGAAUUACUAAAAGACAGAGGUGUCCAGUUAUUGGAAAAUAAUGGACAUCCUUGGAACGUUAUGACCAAUCAGGAUCAAGUAUUUAACAAUGCAUGGUCGAACAUGUCGGAAAGUCAUCUAAUGGGCUUUUUAGUCCUCUUUCUCUCAAUCUUUCCUACUGAAUCAACUAUUGGAAUUCUCAACUCAAUCAAUGACCUGAAGAAAAUCCCAUUCGGCCAAUCGGUGCCCCAGCACAGCCUUGUGCUGCUCCACUGGUUUGCCAACACAAUAGAAUUUGACAACAACGACUUGAUAGAGCUGACCUUUGAACCAAGCAAUGGAGACUAUGGCACUCAUCAUUAUGGAAACUAUGAGGGAGUCCUGGAUCCACUAACACCCGGCCAGCAGUACUACACCCUCGGCAACAUCAACCCCAUGAUCAACAAUAACGGAAUCUCUUUGCCCUCUUAUGUCGCGGGUCACGUAAACCAUCUGUUGGGGGGUGAGGAACUCAACAGGGCACGCAUCAUAUUCUCGCUAUUGGACCAGGACACCAUCUGUCAGGUGUUCAUCACACAGCACUACGAGGCCAAUCAGGGUCUGGGGACUGGGUAUGACCCAGUGCACACCUACCAGAUCACCUUCAACCUCUUGAGGGUGCUCAGAGUCUUCUCCUUGGACCGAAGACAACACUCCGAUAUGUCAGAGAUCGGAGGCAACAUCGGAAGCGGUAUCAAUGACCACGAACUUUCGUCUAUAGGAAACACCUGGGGCCAGCUGGCGUGUGUCGGACUGCUGUUAUUCAUCGUGAUCAACGAGAGGAAUACGCCUUGCAGACCCAACAGAGCUCGAGAACCGAAGCGUCCUCCAAAAUGUAACGUUCGAGAACCAAAGCUUCCUCCCAAACAAAACGUUCGGCAACCGAAGCCUCCUCCGAUACCUAACAUUCGAGUACUGGCGAGUCCUCCGAAACGUAACGUUCGAGCAAGCGUUACUUCACACAUAUCUGUGAAUAUCCCCGAGAGGGACAUCAACUUCGAGGAACUUAACGUUCGAGCAAGCGUUACUCCGCACAUAUCUGUGAAUAUCCCAGAGAACGACAUCAACCUCAGACCACCAAACCAGGACUGGGACAUUGUUCAAUGUUGCAAUAAAUGUUGGUGUGCGUUCAAGAUAUGCGGACUAAUAGUAGGAAUAGUAAUAGCAAUAAGCAUCACAAUAAAAAUAUGCCUGUACCUACCUUAAUUUAUAGAGCACCUUUCGAAAGCAGAUCACAAAGUGCUUGACAGAAUAGAAUGAAACCAGAAUAGGAGAAUAGAAUAGGUGAAACCCUGACCCUAAGUGCAGAAUAAAUAAGUAUACUUAAAAUCAUAGAACUAAAUAUAAACGUUUGGAGAUGUAGGGCAGUGCUAGACCAAGCCUAGCUUUAGAGGUGAUGACAGUAGAGGUCAGAGCUGGCCCCCUUGGGAAGGCAAAGGUUCACUGGAGUGGAGUUCCACGCCAUACCCUUCACGGUGAUGUCGGUGCUCUACAAGAACCACCGGGACACCAGUGGGAUCCUUCACUAAAGUACUGGGCCAUCUUGGGGAACCUUUGAAACAUCGGUUCCACUAAACAAAAGCCAUGGGGUUAGUUGUUUUUUUUUCACGUUUUUGCCUAUGCUUUACCAGGCGAUAUAUGAACAAUGUCAAACAAUUUGAAACUUAUGUUUUAAGCACACACUGUAAAUCGUUAUCUCUGGUAAUGUAUUGAUCCAGAUGUGUUUAAUCAAUCUUUAAAUUAGAACGAUUAAGACAGACAGGGUACAUUUUUUUGCACUUCACAUUUCAAGUACUACUGUGUGUGUGUGUGUGUGUGUGUGUGUGUGUGUGUGUGUGUGUGUGUGUGUGUGUGUGUGUGUGUGUGUGUGUCGGUGUGUCAUGUGUGUGUGUGUGUGCGCACUCGUAUGUGUUUUUUAUGCUUACAAAUGGGUGCUUUAAACUUUUAUUUUCUCUGUACACUUGCUAGGAUGUGCACUCAUUAUGUGCCCGGAUGAAUGUAUCUUAAUCUAUAUUUCUUCGUUGGUUUUUUUUUGCACUUCACAAUUCAAGUACUACUGUGUGUGUGUGUGUGUGUGUGUGUGUGUGUGUGUGUGUGUGUGUGUGUGUGUGUGUGUGUGUGUGUGUGUAAGGGAGAACGGAACGCUGGACAGGACUGAGGCUGCAAGGGAAGCUUGCCUGCCUCCAGUCAGCUGAUCACUCUGUGUCCCACUCGAUUCUAAAAAAAAUGCAGCUAUCGAUGAGGAUAUCCUCAUUUUUACAGUAAAGGCACGCCUCCAGGUGCUGCCAACUAAACUGAAUCUGUCCAUCUGGUAUCCCAAUAAUCAUGACUCUCCCUGUCAACACCAUGGACAGCGUCAGACCACAGAGUCUAUGUCCCACAUUUUAAACGGCUGUAAUGUUUACCAAGGACUAUACAUAGCCAGGCAUGACAGAAUUGUUGACAUUAUCACCAAAGAUGUGUCACCCAUGUUUGAUUCCUCUGUUUUGUUCUACAAACAUUCAUGUGUGAAACCAGAAAAUGUUUCAAUGCAAUGACCCCCAUGUAUUUCAAGGUAUAACAGCAAAUACACCAGAUGUCAUUGCGAUUGAUGAGAAUAGCAGAGAGGUUUUCCUAUGGGAAGUUGGUUACACUUUCGACUCAAGUUUAGAGGAAGCUUUCCUCACUAAACAAGUUAAGUUCCAACCAUUAGUGCAAGCUAUUAUACGUUUAGGCUAUAAAUGCCAGGUCAUCGUUUUUAUUUUCGGCAGCCUGGGUCAUGUCCACAGGCUGGUGGUCAGAGGCUUGAGAAUUAUGAGGUUGUCCAAAUGUAAAGCAAAGCAGCUUGCAACAUAUUGCUCAAUCUCCUCCAUUAUAGGCAGCCGAGCUAUUUGGAGGAGGUGUUUUCUGUACCCAUCGAUUUUCUCUGUCUGUUAACAGACUCUGUGCAACCAACGUUGAUUGAAUAAGCUCAUGUGUACGUAUUGUCUAUUCUGUGUAUGUUGGACUCAAGUACUGCAACAUGUUGUUUCGAGGAUGUAGGGCAUCAAAAGCAACUGAAAAUAUUUGUGCCCUUGCAAUGUAUUUUAUAAAUGCGGACACAAAACAAGACAUUGAAAUGUGUGUGUGUCGGGGUAAAUAAGACGAUUAUAUGAGACAUGUUUGAAUUAAAUACAAAAACACUGUUUUCAA